Molecule: messenger RNA, 983 nt
Organism: Adineta steineri
Lineage: Eukaryota; Metazoa; Rotifera; Eurotatoria; Adinetida; Adinetidae
Source: the annotation of a GenBank genome assembly
AUGUCUCAACCAUGCGCGAUUUCAACAUGUAAACGCGUAUCACGAGCUUUAUGUUAUGGAUGUAAUCAAAAUUUUUGUCGUGAGCAUAUGGUUGAACAUGAUUUAUCACUUAAUUCACAAUUAAAUCCAUUAUCGGAUGAGAUUAAUGCACUUGGUGAACGUUUAAAAUCUAUUAAUCUUGAAAAUGCUAUUGGUAUUUCACAUAAGAAACUUGAACAAUGGCGCUAUGAUUGUCAUAAAACAAUUGAUACUUUUUUCGAACAAAAAUGUCUUGAACUUGAUCGAUGUAUUGCAAAACGAAUGGAAAAACAACGUGCUGAAAUAAGUCGAAUGCGUACAAAAAUGUCGGAAUUAAUCAAUGAACAAGAAGCAACACAUAAAGAUAUUGAUUCAUUAACAGUAACUGUACGUGAUCUUGAACGUGAAAUUGAAAAAAUUGAACAAACAUCAUUUCAAGUGGAAAUCAAAUCAUUAGUUUUGGAUGAUAGUUUGAUACAUAUUGAAAAUACAGAUAUAAAUCGUUUUGAUUUAACAUCAUUACCACCUGUUUAUAAAACAAUAAAUUAUCCAAGAGAAAAUUGGGCACCAUUAGCAUGUAAUAAUCGUUAUUUAUUAAUACAUCAAGAACCAAAUUUAUGUUUAGUUGAUCAAGAAUUAAAUAUUGUUAAACAAAAUUCUUGGAUAUAUGGAACUAUAUAUGAUAUAUGUUGGUCAUCAACAUUAAAUCGUUUUAUUGUUAUAAAUGGUAGUGAUGUUUUUCUUGUUGAUGAAACAAAUAUGUCAAUUGAAAAUGUUCAAACGCUUCAAAAGCGUAAAUGGUUAUCAUGUACAACAUCUGAUACAUCAUUAUUUUUAUCGACGAAAGUUUGGGGUUCAUCAAUUAUUGAAUUUAGUUUAUUACCGACAAUUGAACUUGUUAAACAAUGGCAAUCGCCGGAUACAUGUGCACGUGAUGAAGUUAUUAAUGGGAUUGUUUAUAAUAA